Messenger RNA from Vicia villosa (hairy vetch), 1053 nucleotides. RefSeq lists its product as uncharacterized. The coding region runs from base 1 to 1053 and encodes 350 amino acids. The record is from RefSeq and is a predicted model, not a curated record. The transcript has a single exon. Lineage: Eukaryota; Viridiplantae; Streptophyta; Magnoliopsida; Fabales; Fabaceae.
AUGGCUCCACCAUUGAAGACUGGUAGUCGCAACAUCUCCUAUACAUUCCCGAAUCCGAAUCUGGAUUCUCUUGGGUGUUUAGCAAAGAAGAUCACGCCAGAUGAGUCGACCAAGUUCCGAGAGAAAUAUGGGUAUAUUCUGAGCCUUCUCAAAAUGCCAUUCACCAAGUAUGAGCAAGAGGGAGUUCAUACCCUGCUUCAGUUCUACAAUCCUUCUCUGCGCUGUUUCACGUUCCCCGACUAUCUCUUGGUUCCCACAUUGGAGGAGUAUUCUCUUUUCCUCGGUGUUCCGGUCAAAAAGGAAGAAGUCCCGUACUAUGGCACCAUGGAGGCCCCUACGUCCAUUGAAAUUUCUAAGGCUCUUUAUUUGAGCAAGUCGGUCGUGGAAGCAAAUCUCACCAAGAAAGGAGGAUGCUUUGGUUUUCGUAUGGAGUUUUUGGUUAAAAGGGGUUGCGAUGCUGCUGAAGCAAAAGAAUGGGACACAUUUAGGGCUAUCCUGGCCCUAAGUAUCUAUGGUAUCAUGAUGUUCUCAAACGUGCCUGACUUUGUUGAUAUGAAUGCCAUUCACGUAUUCAUUCUGCAGAAUCCGGUUCCUACACUUUUGGGAGACGUUUAUCACUCCAUCCAUCACAAGAAUAGUCAAAAGGGAGGUUUGGUUAGAUUCUGUGCCCCGUUGUUAUAUCGUUGGUUCAGGUCGCAUUUGCCUGAGCGUGGUGCUUUCAUUGAUAAUAGACACACAUCUAAGUGGGCUGAGAGGAUUAUGGGGCUGAGGGCUAAAGAAAUUGUCUGGUACAAUAGCGCUUUAGAUGACAUGGAAGUUAUUAUGAGUUGCGGAAAGUUCAAAAACGUACCUCUCAUGGGUCUUAGGGGCGGAAUCAACUAUAACCCCGUCCUAGCUAGAAGAACAUUUGGAUAUGCUUUUAUCAGUCCACCUGAGCAAACAGAGAUAGCUGAGAACAUUUUCUAUCAUGUGGCCACCAACAUUGGACAGAUGGCAGAAGCUGUGCAAGCCUGGAAAAGUAUUUGCUGGAGAGAUAAGAAGCAUUUUGGUUAG